This is a messenger RNA of Saprolegnia parasitica CBS 223.65, 558 nucleotides long. RefSeq lists its product as hypothetical. The coding region runs from base 1 to 558 and encodes 185 amino acids. NCBI's taxonomy places the organism in Eukaryota, Oomycota, Saprolegniomycetes, Saprolegniales, Saprolegniaceae. The record is from RefSeq and is a predicted model, not a curated record. The transcript has a single exon.
AUGAGCUGGCUGGGCACAACGACCGAGCACCGGUUUCCGUUCAUGAGCAUCGCACGGAGCGCGUGCAAGGCCGUGGAUCGAUGCGUCGCCGACGUGCUUGCCCACGCUUCGCGCCUCGGCCACGUUUUCUUGGCCGUCGAAGACACGCCGGACGCGUUCGUGAUGGAGCUCAAUGCUCAUUUCCCACACACGUCGCGCCUCCUCGAGCGACAUGCGCCGGCCAUGGUCUUCAAGGCGCCACAGGCUUCGACCAACGACAUGUACGACGCCAUGCUGACGGAGAUCGUCGCCCAAGCCCGGGCGGUGCGGACGCAGUGCACGGUGGCGCUCACUGUCUUUGGCCCUGACGCGCUGCGCGCAGCCUGCCACCGAAUCGCCAAACGUCUCGCAACAGUCUUACCCAAAGCCAUCUACACUAUGGCAACGGCCACGUCUGUCUCGAGCAUGGAGGCCCGGCUGCGGCAGGUCGAUUCGCAUCUGGAUCGGAUUGUCAGGCACGCGACACCGCUCGACCUCUCGAUCGCAACCCCACUGGCGCCUGUCUGCGUCGACCUGUAA